Exophiala bonariae is the source of this 996-nucleotide messenger RNA. RefSeq lists its product as uncharacterized. NCBI's taxonomy places the organism in Eukaryota, Fungi, Ascomycota, Eurotiomycetes, Chaetothyriales, Herpotrichiellaceae. The record is from RefSeq and is a predicted model, not a curated record. Gene Ontology annotation, molecular function: protein binding. The transcript has a single exon. The coding region runs from base 1 to 996 and encodes 331 amino acids. Gene Ontology annotation, cellular component: catalytic step 2 spliceosome. Gene Ontology annotation, biological process: mRNA splicing, via spliceosome.
AUGAGCCCAGCCAAACUCCCCUCCACGGCGGUGAACACACUGACCUCACACACUGGGCCCGUCAACGCCAUCUCCUACUCCUCGCUCGGCGGCACCUACAUCCUGACCGGCUCUUCGGACCGCCAAGUGCAUCUGUCGCGUAGUGAGCCCACCAACCCCGAGAAACCGUCCGGCGCAAUCCAGAAAUACGCGGCGCAUGGCUACGCCGUGCUAGACAUCGCGGUGUCGCAUGACAACCAGACAUUCGCAAGCGUUGGAGGCGACAGAAGCGUGUUCCUCUGGGACGUACAAAACGCGGACGGCACGGUGCGGCGUUUCGGGAGCAACACCAACCAAGGGCAUACCAGCCGAAUCACGUGCGUUGCAUUCGCGGGAGACGGGGACGGUGUAAUUGUCAGUGGGAGCGACGAUCGGACGCUGCGGCUGUGGGACGUCAAGAGCCGAGAUGCGAAGCCGCUGCUGGUGCUGGAGGAGGCGAAGGACGGGGUUUCGAGCUUGCUGGUCCCGGAUAAUGGAUAUGAGAUUGUCGCGGGUAGUAUCGAUGGGAGACUGAGGGGCUAUGAUGUCCGGAUGGGUAGGGUCACGGUCGAUGUGCAGCCAGGCCCCGUGACAAGUCUGGAUCUCUCGAGGGAUGGUAAGACGAUUCUCGUGGGCUGUCUCGAUGGCAGGAUCCGCAUGAUGGAUCGUACGGAUGGGACUUGCUUGAGAGCGUUCCCUCCCGAGGGGAAUGCUGAGGGCUAUCUGAAUGAUGGUCUACGGCUGAAAAGCUGUUUUGCUGUCAAUGAAAGUCUGGUCUUGAGCGGCAGUGAAGCUGAUGGCAAAGUACACGGGUGGGAUGUUCUUUCCGGCAAGAAUAUUGGCAGUAUCGAUCUUAACAAGAACCGCAAAGUCAUCAGUGUUGUCAAAUGGCGAGAAGGAAGUCAGGCUCAGGGGAGACAAGGGCUGCUGGCAGCUGGUGGUGCUGAUGGGGUGGUUAAGGUUUAUUCUCAGGGCUGA